AUGAAUCCAGCAAAUAAAUUAGCAGGCCGUAAUAACGUACGAUUACCACCAGAAGUAAACAGAGUUUUAUUUGUUAGAAAUUUACCUUUCAAGAUUACAACAGAAGAAAUUUAUGAAGUGUUUGGAAAAUACGGACCGAUUAGACAAAUCCGAGUUGGCAAUGCAACUGACACCAGAGGUACAGCAUUUGUAGUGUACGAGGACAUUUUCGACGCCAAAAAUGCCUGUGAACAUUUACAAGGUUUCAAUAUUCUCGGUCGUUACUUGAUCGUUCUUUAUUACCAACAAAACAAGAUUACCAAAAAGAUGAAUUUACAAAAGAAGGAAGAAGAAAUUAAGGAAAUGAAGGCUCGUUACGGUGUGGAGGACGAAUAA
This is a messenger RNA of Mucor mucedo, 375 nucleotides long. RefSeq lists its product as uncharacterized. Gene Ontology annotation, biological process: mRNA splicing, via spliceosome. The coding region runs from base 1 to 375 and encodes 124 amino acids. The transcript is spliced from 5 exons. Gene Ontology annotation, cellular component: catalytic step 2 spliceosome; U2 snRNP; precatalytic spliceosome. The record is from RefSeq and is a predicted model, not a curated record. NCBI's taxonomy places the organism in Eukaryota, Fungi, Mucoromycota, Mucoromycetes, Mucorales, Mucoraceae. Gene Ontology annotation, molecular function: RNA binding.